AUGGUUGCAAAAAGAAGCAUCUCCACAAUACUAAUGUUCCCAUAUAUUGCUCAUGGUCAUGUAUUCCCCUUCUUCGAGCUAGCCAAGAAACUCUCCAAGAAAAACUUCCACAUCUACUUUUGUUCCACCUCCGUCAAUCUCGACUCCGUCCGGCAACACUUGGAAAACCUCCCGUCAAACGACGGUUGCGAAAUCAACACCCUCUCGAUAGAGCUGGUCGAGCUUCGUCUGCCGGCCCCACCCGAGCUGCCUCCCAUCUACCACACGACGAAAAACGUACCGCCCCACCUCAUGCAAACCCUAAAGGCAGCCUUCCAUGCGUCGAGCUCGAUUUUUUCCGACAUACUCGCAAUGCUUAACCCCGACUUGCUCAUAUUCGACUUGCUACAACCAUGGUCCGCAAGGCUCGCCACAUCGAAGGACAUUCCCUCCGUCUAUUUCCUCACGUCCGGCUCGGCCGGACUCUCGUUCGACCACCACCUCUUCUCAUAUGGGAAGUUCGACAAUUUCCCAUUCUUACCCUCCAUAUGCCUCAAGGACUACGAGUUGAAGGCCUCGAUCGAGUCCGCCAAAGAAUUCCCCCAAGACGUGGCCUUGGCCGAUGAUGAGGACGGGUUUAUGUUCGGAGUCUUCCGAUUAUCCCACGACAUCGUAAUAGCCAAGACGUGUAGAGCGAUCGAGAGCAAGUACAUGGACUAUCUCUCGUCCCUUUGCCGAAAGAAAAUCGUGCCCACGGGCCCACUCGUCACGGUGCCCGAUUCUAUCUCGGAGCCCAUCAUCGAGUGGCUCGACAUGAAAGAACCGUCCUCGACUCUCUACAUCUCGUUCGGGAGUGAAAGCUACCUCUCGGGGGACCAAAUGCGCCAGCUGGCGAAAGGACUCGAGCUGGCCCGGGUCGACUUCAUAUGGGUCGUCCGAUCGCCUGUCGGAAUGGAGGAUCACCCGGCCGACAAUGAGCUCCCCGAGGGGUUCGUCGAGCGCUCGACGGUGACCAGAAGAGGGAUGAUCCUUCGGGAUUGGGCCCCACAGGCGGAGAUACUCGCGCACCCGAGCGUCGGGGGUUUCGUGAGCCACUGCGGAUGGAGCUCGGUUAUAGAGAGCAUAUACUUUGGGGUCCCAGUUUUGGGGGUCCCGCUCAAGUACGACCAACCACUCAACUGCCGGUUGGUGGUGGAGGCGGGGGUCGGGGUGGAGGUGGGGAGGGGCGAGAACGGGGAGUUUGACGGGGAAAAAGUGGCGAGAGCUAUAGAAGAAGUUGUUUUUGGUGGGGAGGGGUUUAGGGUUAGGGUGAGGGAGCUAAGCAAGAAGAUGAGGAUGGAGGAGGACGAGGGCGAUGAGGUGGCAGAUGAGCUCAGGAAGUUGAUCAUUCGUUCGAACAUGAAAUCGAGCGCGGCCGUUUAA
Messenger RNA from Striga hermonthica, 1401 nucleotides. Lineage: Eukaryota; Viridiplantae; Streptophyta; Magnoliopsida; Lamiales; Orobanchaceae. The record is from the annotation of a GenBank genome assembly.